AUAUUCUCGCUGUGCAACAACCGCAGCUAACACUUGACGCCCGCAGUCGCCGUCCCCCGCCGAUCGACCAGAGGCCCUCUCGACGCCGAAAUAGACGAGUACGACGCCUCUUCCAUUCAGCCGUCCGUAGCGCAGCAGCAUGUCCACUGACGACAGCGCGCAGUCCGCUGGCCGCGAGCCUGCACGCCAGCAUCCCGCAACGCGUCCUGCCACCCACGGCGUCGGAGGCGUCCCCGCUGUCGCCGCACGAUGGCGUUAAGAGCCCCGUUGCGGACACCAUGCCGUCGAAGGACUUCUCCUUCCUCCAGGACCCGCAGGCAUACCACGCCCUGCCCGCGACCAACGUCCCGCCGCCCUUCCUGAACGCGCCGAAUAUCCCGCCCGUGUCGUCGCCGCUGGACUCGCUGCUGCUGUCCGGCCACUACCGGCUCGCCGCCAUCGCCGCGGCGCGGAACCUCGUCGCCGCCGCAGCGCCCACAGACUACGACACGCUUUUCCAUCUCCUGCACGUGCGCCUCGCGUGUCUGUGUCUGAUCUCCGAGCACGCCCUCGCGGCGCAGGAGUCCAAGGUAUUGGGUGACUUAAACAGCGCCUUCUACCGCCACCCCUUGACCGACGCGCACCUCGUCCCCUGGGACCUGCGCCUGCUCGUAGUGCGCCUCGCAGCCCUCGGCUACGGAGAAUGGAGGAAGGGCAUAAUGGGCUACUACGAGCUCGCGCGCGAAUGCCGGGAGAACAUCCUCAGGGCCGACGUAGAGGACGAGAGGAAGCUGUGGCGGACGCGGCUGCGCGACUGCGGUAUACGCGUUGCCAACGCGCUGGUGGAAAUGGGUGAUCUGGAGGCAGCAGGGCGGCAUCUGGGCACCUUGUCCGGGGCGCCAGAAGACCGGGACGUUUUGACCAUGGAGACCUUGGUCUGGCUGCGGGUAGGCGAUAUCCGGGCCGCGCGGCACUGUCUCUCUGCUGCGUCGCAGGUAAAGCCCGAUGAGCUGGUCGACAGCUCCCUUGAAGCUCUGAUGCAAAUGGCGAACAACGAAUAUACAGACGCCGCUUCUGCUUUCCAAGCACUGCACGACAAGUUCCCCGAGGAUGCUAUGGUGACGCAGAAUCUAGCAGUUAGUCUGCUCUACACGGGCCACAUUUCAGAAGCCAGGGAACUGCUCACAAAGCUGGUGGAUGAAAGCCCGCCAUUCCACUCCCUGGUCUUCAACUUGAGCACCAUCUUCGAGCUAUGCACCGAGAGGAAUAGGGACAAGAAAGCAGCGCUCGCCGAGAAGCUCGCGACAAGGAAGGUGGACGGGAGUGUAGGAUGGGAGUUAGGAAGCGCCGACUUUAAGCUAUGAGUGUCUACUAGGUAUUCUAGGUAGUCUAAUUGAUAGACGUCAACGCACAGCGUGGUGGUUGGUGGGCUCCGCAUUAUUCCUCACGUGCUCUACCGAGCAACAGGAAUUGUCAGGCACGCUGGACCGUCAAAUAUCAGGGCACCACUACAUUAGCCAGCUACCCUUAAAUAUGCUA
Messenger RNA from Trematosphaeria pertusa, 1518 nucleotides. RefSeq lists its product as uncharacterized. The record is from RefSeq and is a predicted model, not a curated record. Gene Ontology annotation, molecular function: protein binding. The coding region runs from base 279 to 1343 and encodes 354 amino acids. NCBI's taxonomy places the organism in Eukaryota, Fungi, Ascomycota, Dothideomycetes, Pleosporales, Trematosphaeriaceae. Gene Ontology annotation, cellular component: Golgi apparatus; TRAPP complex. The transcript has a single exon.